Molecule: messenger RNA, 2421 nt
Organism: Conger conger (European conger)
Lineage: Eukaryota; Metazoa; Chordata; Actinopteri; Anguilliformes; Congridae
Gene: crispld1b
Product: cysteine-rich secretory protein LCCL domain containing 1b
Exons: 15
Coding region: 1-1518 (505 amino acids)
Cellular component (GO): extracellular region
Source: RefSeq, a predicted model, not a curated record
AUGGGCUGCAGCAGCAGAAGAUUAAUAAGGAUAGCCACUCUGCUAUUUAUAUCCCAAACAGUCAUUGGCUUGGUGAUCCCAAACUCCACCCACUUGGAAGCUAUUCUGGAAAAGUACCUGGAUGAAGAUGGAGAGUGGGCGGUUCCUAAACAGAGGGGGCAGAGAUCCAUCAGUGAAAGUGACAUGCACCUUAUUCUGGACCUGCACAAUAAGCUGAGGGGUCAGGUCUCUCCACAAGCCUCAAACAUGGAGUAUAUGGUGUGGGAUGUGGAGCUGGAGAGGAGUGCAGAGGCCUGGUCACACGCCUGUCGAUGGGAACAUGGACCUGCCAGCCUGCUGUCACAGAUAGGACAGAACCUGGGCGUUCACUGGGGCAGAGACCGCCCACCAACAUUCCACGUUCAGGCCUGGUACGACGAAGUCAAAGACUUCUCCUUCCCCUACCCGCAGGAGUGUAAUCCUUACUGCCCCUACCGCUGCCAUGGACCCGUGUGCACUCACUACACACAGUUGGUUUGGGCCACGAGCAACCGCAUUGGCUGUGCCAUCAAUGUCUGCUACAACAUGAACGUCUGGGGGAUGAUUUGGGCCAAAGCUGUCUACCUGGUGUGCAACUACUCCCCUCCGGGCAACUGGUGGGGUCACGCCCCAUACAAACAUGGCAGCCCCUGCUCCGCCUGCCCCCCCAGCUAUGGAGGAAGCUGUAGGGACAACCUGUGCUACAGAGAUGAGGGAAUGGGAAGACGCUACCCCCCCGAAACGGAAGAGACCAACGACAUCGAGCCUGAAGUGGGCCGGACCCCAGAGCCCCGCCCGAGGGCACAGUCCCCGACCGUCCAGCCGAACGAGCACGCGGAGAGGAACGCGGUGGUCAGCACCCGGCAGAUGUCUCAACAGGUGAACUGCGAGGACAAACUGCGUGAUAAGUGCAAAGGAACAACUUGUAACAGAUAUGAGUGUCCUGCUGGCUGCCUACAGAGCAGAAUGAAAGUCAUUGGAAGUGGAUACUAUGACAUGCAAUCCAGUAUUUGCGGAGCUGCUGUACAUGCAGGGAUUGUGGAUAAUCAAGGAGGCUGGCUGGAUAUCACACGGGUUGGACGAAGGGAACACUUCACAAAGUCCAACAAGAAUGGGGUUCAGACUAUGGGAAAAUCACAGAGUGCAAAUGCCUUCACUGUGUCAAAUGUACCAGUGAGAGCCAUCACAUGUGAGACCACAGCUGCACAGUACUGCCCUUUCAAAAAGCCAGUUAGGCACUGUCCAAGGCUAUACUGUCCCCAAAACUGUCUACAGACGACCUCUAGAGUCAUCGGAACUCGAGUUUAUUCUGACAAAUCCAGUAUCUGCCGGUCAGCCAUCCAUGCAGGGGUCAUACAGAAUGACUCUGGGGGAUACCUGGAUGUCAUGCCCGUGGACAGGAGAAGGCAGUACAUCGCCACCUACCAGAACGGGGUCUCCUCAGAGAGCAUACGGAAUCCUUCCGUGGGCAAAGCAUUCCGAGUCUUUGCGGUCAUUUGAACUCUGACCUUGAGGACCCCUGCAUUGAAAGGACCCCUAGGAGAUGAAGAGGAUUUCACUAUACUGUUUUUCCAUGCUUUUCUGACAAGCUGCACUGAAAUCAGGACCCAUUAUCGAUUGAAUCAUGUUUGCUCAACAACGCCAGGAAAGAAACUUGACUAUUAUAGACCACAGGUCAGAAAAUAUUGGAAAUUUCUCUAUUACAGUAUCAGUUACCCUUUUCCAACCAACCGGAGCUUGUGAACUAUUGUGAACCUUGUACAUUUUAUGUAUAUAACAUUCCAUUUUGUAAAUAAUGUUAUCUGUUGUGUUCAUUUAGCAUGUAGCCUUUGUCAGGUUUGCAAACAUUAUUUGCUGAAGGUGAAUAAUCUUAAUUGUUCAUGUAAGCACUUAAAGAGAGGAUUCCUUCAUUGUGGUCAUUUCACAAAACUGUCAUAAAACUCAAUCUGUUCAGGGAAGCCUGUCUUCCUGAAAAAGUGCUUUAACAUAUGUCAGAAUUUACUUUAAGAAAUGGAAGGUAUUAUAUCUUUAUUUUUAUAUGUAUUUUUAUAAGUAUUAUUUUGCUGCUAAGUCUUGUGAUGUAUUUCAGAACAGACUUUUACAGAAUCUGUUACUUUAAAGCCUGGCAGGCCAGGAACUAUAGUUCUACAGGAAAGAUAUUCAGAGGGAGUGCUAAUGAAGCGCACACCCUCACCAUCAGCCAGUGGUGAAACAAUCUGUAUGAGCAUUAGUCAUCAUAUAAUAAUGGAAAAAGUCAUUUAUCAGUGGAACAUGUUAUUUUAAAUGUAAAAUGUAUUGUGCUUGAAACUGGAAAAAUAACAAUUUAAAAGCAUUCAUUCAAUGUCUUCUGUUGUUUCAUAAAAUAUCAGGAGAAAUCUUUUUUCCUCUGGUCUCAAUUCUGCA